Rhineura floridana is the source of this 2766-nucleotide messenger RNA. It is a transcript of the gene GPR37L1, whose product is annotated as G protein-coupled receptor 37 like 1. NCBI's taxonomy places the organism in Eukaryota, Metazoa, Chordata, Lepidosauria, Squamata, Rhineuridae. Gene Ontology annotation, cellular component: plasma membrane; signaling receptor complex. Gene Ontology annotation, biological process: adenylate cyclase-inhibiting G protein-coupled receptor signaling pathway; positive regulation of MAPK cascade. Gene Ontology annotation, molecular function: G protein-coupled peptide receptor activity. The transcript is spliced from 2 exons. The record is from RefSeq and is a predicted model, not a curated record. Bases 690 to 2279 code for a protein of 529 amino acids.
UACAUUGGUCUGUUCAGCUAACAUGCUGGUUUUUUCCUGCACUGGCCCUGACACAGUCAGCCUGCAGUGUGGAACAAACUGUACUGUUGGUUGGUUGUGUACAUUUGUGCUGCUGUUUCACUUUCUUCUUUAGAUCGAGCACAUUCUUUUAACCAACAGCAGUAUACUAAUGACUGCAUAGGCACUAUAAUGAAUUUGUCUGUGCUCAAGAGGAUUCACCAAGCAAGAAGCUUAUUUCUGAUGUAACCCCCCCAGGAGCUCUACCACACAAACCCUCCAAUGUCUAUUGUUGAGGCCGGGGGUUUCUUUCUGCUGUUCUCUCCCUGGCUCAAGCAAUGCUGGGUUUUGAUCUUUUCACAGCAGCCUUUAGCUAUUGUGACUUGGCCACCAGGGGGCCCAUGGCCCAACAAAGGACGAUUGGAGUGAACUACUGGGGGAAACGGUUUUUAUUCUGGCCAAAGAUCUGAGGGAAUGCAGAACAGCCGUAAGGCUGGUAGAAGCAGGCUGAAGAGUUUCUCCGUCUUGGCUCUCAUUCCACGCUGAAACUUCAGGGUAGCCUCCCCUGCUCCCUGCCCUCUCAAUAGCCCGAGUCAAAGCGUGGGAUUUCCCCCCUCCUUUUCUCCCAAUUUGCAGUGCUUUGUGAGUCGCCUUCUUUCUGCAUCUUCCUCCCUAUCUGUGCAGAAGGAAGGAUGGCUUUGCCUUGGACAAUUAUGCUUCUGCUUCCUUUCCUGCAGCCUCUGGAGACCACGGUGAAGGAAGGCGCUGCCCCGUUUCUUCAAGAGCCCUAUACCUACUCCAGGAGGGUGCAGAGAGCUGGAGAUGGUCAUUUAACAAGGCACUUUGUCUCAAAAGAUGCACUGCUGGAAACACCCGGGGAACUGGGCAGACUGAGGUGGCCAGGAUCCGCUGGCAAUUACUGGGGGAGACAGCUCUCAGAAGAGCAACUGAGAUGGAGGAGGACUCGCAGGGGAACAGAGGAUGAAGAGUCCAAGCCCGUCCAGCAGUAUGUUCCGGGAGUAAAAGUGGAGUUUCCUCGGCCUAUGAAUCCUGGCAGCUUACGACCCACCAAGGCCCUGGUGCCAUCCAGCACAGAUCCAUCUGACCACCACCAAAGGAGCCCAGCAAUCCAUGGUGGCACAGAACCCCAAGACAAUAUGACUGUGGCAUCAGGAAAGCGCCCUCAGAUCCAAAACCCUCUGUACCCAGUGACAGAGAGCUCUUACAGUGCCUAUUCUGUCAUGUUCCUGUCCCUAAUUGUCUUUGCUGUGGGCAUCAUUGGGAACCUCUCUGUGAUGUGCAUCGUCUGGCACAACUACUACAUGAAAAGCGCCUGGAACUCCAUCUUGGCCAGCCUUGCCUUCUGGGACUUUCUCAUCCUCUUCUUCUGCUUGCCAGUGGUCAUCUUCAAUGAGAUCACCAAGAAGAGGCUGCUGGGGAACAUCUCCUGUCGCAUUGUGCCUUUCAUGGAGGUGUCUUCCUUGGGCGUAACCACCUUCAGCCUCUGUGCCUUGGGCAUUGACAGAUUCCAUGCAGCCACCAGUCCUCAAGCCAAGCUACGGCCCAUUGAGCACUGCCACUCCAUCAUUGCCAAGCUGGCUGUCAUUUGGGUGGGUUCCAUGACCCUUUCUGUCCCAGAGAUCCUCCUCUGGCAGCUGGCGCAAGACACCUCACCAGUCUCUGGUGUAGUGACUGACUACUGCACCAUGAAACCUUCCCAGGAGCUGCCAGAAUCUGUUUACUCUCUGGUUCUCACUUACCAGAAUGCCAGGAUGUGGUGGUACUUCGGAUGCUACUUCUGCCUGCCCAUCCUCUUCACUGUCAGCUGCCAGCUGGUCACCAGAAGGGUCAGCAGCCCAGAGAAAACAGAUUGUCGUGGCAGCAAGCAUGGGCAGUGUGAGAGCCAACUCAAUUGCACGGUGAUUGGCCUGACAGUAAUUUAUGGCCUCUGCACAAUUCCCGAGAAUGUCAGCAAUAUCGUUGUGGCUUACCUAUCUCCCGAUAUGGCUAAGCAGACCUUGGACCUUCUAAGCCUCAUCAACCAGUUCUUCUUGUUCUUCAAGUGCUCAGUGACUCCUGUGCUGCUGCUAUGCCUCUGCAAACCACUGGGUCAGGCCUUCAUGGACUGCUGUUGUUGCUGUUGCGAGGAGUGUGGUCAGGAAGCUGCCUCCGGUGAUGGUGGCUCCGAUGGCAAGCUGAAAACCGAGAUGUCCUCUUCCAUCCUUUUUGACAAGCACCAGGAGUCACCUACACCUGCGGGGGCCGUGGGCACCCCAUGCUAAGCUCAAUCCGCUGAGCAGGGAGCAUCAGCAGUUCUUCCACCAGCUUCUUCCCAAGACCAAAAGUUGUUUUUCUUGUUAGUAUCAAUUGCUGAAGUGGCUGGACAGUGGAGAUGGGGCAGGUGUCACCCAUGUGCUUGUUCCAACACCAGCUCCAACCAGAGUGACUUAGUUAUGAGGCCUCACAGACAGCUCUCUCAUCUCUGCCAAGGGUGUGAAUAAUCCCAAGUCCCCCAGAUCCCAGGCAUGACCAGAGAGGCUGCUGCUCUGAAUGAGUGGGAUGCUGAGCAAAGUUCCACCUAUAGCCCCUCAAGGACUUGAGAGACUCCAGUGUCUUAGAGAGGACAUAGUACAAAUUAACCUAUCUUGCACUCAUGCAGGAUCUCACUGUCUCCUUACACUCCAGUCCCCAGAGACAGCCUCAUAUACAAGACAAGCACUAUCCUAGCCUCAAUAAACCAAUACUCUAGAUAGUAAAAACAAAUGUUAU